Acanthosepion pharaonis is the source of this 591-nucleotide messenger RNA. The record is from the annotation of a GenBank genome assembly. Lineage: Eukaryota; Metazoa; Mollusca; Cephalopoda; Sepiida; Sepiidae.
AUGGAGAACCAGCCUACAGCUACCAAUAAAUGUGCUCAUAAACAAGCCGUAGCUAACUGCCAAAGUGGCAUACAAGAAGCCCAGAACACCGGGUGGCAAAGAAAAGCAGCAGAAAUACAAAGCUACGCUGACCAACGAGACCUGCGCAGCUUUUAUGAGGCAACCAAGGAAAUUUUUGGUCCCACAUGCUCAUCAGUUGGCGGACUAAAGGACGUGGACGGGGCUACAACCAUCACCGACAGCGAGGGUAUUCUGGCAAGGUGGAGGUUUCACUUCGAGAACCUCCUCAACGACCAGGUCAACACGCCAGACGAUCUCCUGCGAACGACCCCGCAGCUUCCUGUCCGUCACUGGAUGGCACUUUUACCCUCUAUCCAGGACUUCAACAAAGCCCUUAAACGCAUGAGACCCGGCAAAGCCCCAGGACCCGACAACAUCCCACUGGAGCUUCUCACCCACAGUGGCCCCGAGAUGAAGAACCGUCUCAUGCUCCUUAUAUUCAAGAUUUGGGAGACAAAGACCCUCCCCAGCGACUUCCGCGAUGCAACGGCCGUGACAACUGCAACAACUAUCGGGGAAUAUCACUGCUAA